AUGCGAGUACCCUUGGUUCAACGAAGCAAGCUCUUCGACGGGCCCCUUCCGCUCCCAUGUGUUUUCCCACCAGCGACUUCAAAACCGUCCAUCCCGCAGCGGUCCUCGACGAAGAACGGUUUGAGCAUUUCAAACGGGGACAAUGACACCAUCAGAGGUCAUCAAUAUGUGACGCUAAAAGUAUACACGCGCGAUGAAGGCAACCAGGACGAGUUUCAGAUUCAUAAGCAACUAGAUCAAGGGAGUUCAUGGCACCUUGGCCAUGCUCAUAUAAGGAAAGCACUGGAUCUCUUCACAAUUCCCCGUUCUGGUGGUAACCAUCCUUGCCUUGUUCAAAAACCAAUGUGGGAAAGCUUCAAAGAUCUACUAUACCGUACCGCCAACCAUCGAUUUACUGAAGAUCUACUCAAAGCUGGUUUUAUACAGGUUUUUCUUGCACUUGACUAUCUGCACACUGAAUGCAAGCUUGUCCACACUGAUAUCAAAAGCGGCGAUAUCCUUCAAGAAAUCGAGGACAAGUCAAUCCAUAAAAGACUUACCCAGACUGAGCUGAAGAGCCCUUCACCUCGCAAAAUUGUCAAUGGUUCCCGGCCUAUGCUUCCCGACGUUUUGACCUGCCAAAGCUGUUUGGCCGGGUAG
This is a messenger RNA of Aspergillus calidoustus, 639 nucleotides long. The record is from the annotation of a GenBank genome assembly. NCBI's taxonomy places the organism in Eukaryota, Fungi, Ascomycota, Eurotiomycetes, Eurotiales, Aspergillaceae.